UGAUCUUCUUCUACACCAAAAGCUUUCAUGAAUCUCAAACCACAACUUCCCUUAAUUUGCCUCUUGGCCCUAAUUGCUAUCGUACGUGCAAAUGAUGAUUGCGCCCCUUUGCGGUGCGGAAACCUUACCAUCGGCUACCCAUUUCGACUAAAGACUCAACCCCGCAAUUGUGGUGAUCCGAGGUUCGAAUUGGACUGUGAGAACAGUACCGACAGCGUAGUUUUGAUCAUCGAACAAGAGAAAUUCUAUGUCCAAAACAUAUCGUAUUCCGAUUACACGAUACGAUUUGUCGAUCCGAGCUUGGUUGAUACAAACAAUUGCUCCAUUCCUCUUAGUUCCUUUCCUUUAUCCGGUUCUAGUUGUGAUCAAUACAUGAUUGAAACAAUUGAUUUUCAAUUCAUGUAUAUAGUGAACUGUAUGACACUAAUGGAAUCUCGGAUUUAUAUCGAUGCCUCUCGUUGCAUCAACGGUAGCGGUUCAUCUUCUAGCCAACAGAGUUACUUUUAUUUUUUAGUCGGACGUACGCCGCCAAGCGAGUUCGAUCCAUCUUGCAUAGUCGUAGCCCGUGUUCCUGGUGAUUUUCGGAACAUCUCAGGGUUGCCGACAUCAGACGUGUACGAAAAGCUAUCGAAGGGGUUCGAAAUGUCAUGGAGGUAUUACAAUAUGAGCUGCGAGGAUGAUCAGGGAUUUUUCAUCGUACAUAUGUGAGAUUUUUUA
Molecule: messenger RNA, 717 nt
Organism: Gossypium raimondii (Peruvian cotton)
Lineage: Eukaryota; Viridiplantae; Streptophyta; Magnoliopsida; Malvales; Malvaceae
Product: LEAF RUST 10 DISEASE-RESISTANCE LOCUS RECEPTOR-LIKE PROTEIN KINASE-like 1.2
Exons: 1
Coding region: 28-708 (226 amino acids)
Molecular function (GO): polysaccharide binding
Source: RefSeq, a predicted model, not a curated record